CAUUACGGGGCUACCGGCCACCCACAUGGCCGCACCGCCCAGACACGGGUCGCCCGCGUUGCUGCUUUAACUAUACACUCGCGCACACUUACCUAGCACGUCGUCGUCGUCGUCGUCGCAGCACACGUAACUGCCUAGCUGGGUAAGUAGGUGACUGACUGAGGAGAGGAUGGCGAUCGGCAAGGCGGCGCUGUUCGGGCUGGUGCUGCUGUGCGCGCUCCGGCAGGGGCGGGCGCAGCGGUACAACGCCAUCUACAGCUUCGGCGACUCCAUCUCCGACACCGGCAACCUCUGCGUCGGCGGCUGCCCGUCCUGGCUCACCACAGGGCAGUCUCCCUACGGAGAGACCUUCUUCGGUCGCCCCACCGGCCGAUGCUCUGACGGCCGCAUCAUCAUAGACUUCCUCGCCGAGCACUUCGGGUUGCCGCUGCUGCCGGCGUCCAAGGCCGGCGGCGACUUCAAGAAGGGUGUCAACAUGGCGAUCAUCGGCGCCACCACCAUGAACUUCGAUUUCUUCAAGUCCAUCGGCCUCAGCGACAAGAUUUGGAACAACGGGCCCCUCGACACCCAAAUCCAGUGGUUCCGGCAGCUCCUGCCCUCCGUCUGCGGCAGCGAUUGCAAGAACUACCUAUCCAAGUCACUGUUUGUGGUCGGCGAGUUCGGCGGCAACGACUACAACGCCGCUCUGUUCUCCGGCCGGACCAUGGCGGAGGUGAGAGGCUACGUGCCGAAGGUAGUCAGCAAGCUCAUCCGCGGCCUACAGACGAUAAUCAAUACGGGAGCGGUGGACAUCGUCGUGCCGGGGGUGCUGCCGAUCGGGUGCUUCCCGAUCUACCUGACCCUCUACGGGACCUCCAACGGCGCCGACUACGACGGCGACGGCUGCCUCAAGAGCUACAACGGCCUGUCCUCCUACCACAACUCCCUGUUGAAGCGGAGCCUCUCCAACCUGCAGAGGACGUACCCACACACCAGGAUCAUGUACGCCGAUUUCUACUCCCAGGUCACCCAGAUGAUCCGGGCCCCUCAGAACUUCGGGCUGAAGUACGGCCUGAAGGUCUGCUGCGGCGCCGGCGGGCAAGGCUCGUACAACUACAACAACAAGGCGAGGUGCGGCAUGUCCGGGGCCAGCGCCUGCGCCGACCCGGGCAACUACCUCAUCUGGGACGGGAUCCACCUCACGGAGGCGGCCUACCGUUCGAUCGCCAACGGGUGGCUCAACGGGCCCUACUGCAACCCUCCCAUUCUGCACUGAUGACAAGUUGAUGGAACUGAUAGCAUUCAAUCCAUACCUGAGUAGUUGAUAUGUGUGUUGUUUGUUGGGCAAAUCGCCAUGUGCAUGCGUCCUACAUUCGUAGCUGUGUGUGUGGUUUGGUUUUUUAUUUGGUCGUCGAUUAUUCAUGGGGGGUUAGGUUGCUUGGGUGUGCUGGGGAGAAUGAAUAAAGUAUAUGGAUUAUUUGCAAUUCACAUUAGAGUGAACAGUGGGGAAAGAUGAAUAACAAAUUUUAACGCUCUUUUUCCUUA
Phragmites australis (common reed) is the source of this 1524-nucleotide messenger RNA. Its product is annotated as GDSL esterase/lipase At5g45910-like. Lineage: Eukaryota; Viridiplantae; Streptophyta; Magnoliopsida; Poales; Poaceae. The record is from RefSeq and is a predicted model, not a curated record. Gene Ontology annotation, molecular function: hydrolase activity, acting on ester bonds. The transcript is spliced from 5 exons. Bases 170 to 1255 code for a protein of 361 amino acids.